Molecule: messenger RNA, 2840 nt
Organism: Cyprinodon tularosa
Lineage: Eukaryota; Metazoa; Chordata; Actinopteri; Cyprinodontiformes; Cyprinodontidae
Gene: fzd1
Product: frizzled class receptor 1
Exons: 1
Coding region: 208-1857 (549 amino acids)
Biological process (GO): canonical Wnt signaling pathway; non-canonical Wnt signaling pathway
Cellular component (GO): plasma membrane
Molecular function (GO): Wnt-protein binding; Wnt receptor activity
Source: RefSeq, a predicted model, not a curated record
UGAUCGGAGCUGAGCAUCAGUGAGCCGCAGACGGACACGGAGGAGGAUCCUGUCUCAGUGGAAACCCGCCACGCUCCGUGGGUCCUGCUCCUGGAUCUACCUUCAUUUUUAUUGAAACCCUGGAAGAAAGAGGGAAGCUGCUGCUGCUGAAGCUGAAGCUCCAACCGAAGGUCCCCGCUGUCCACGCAGCUGUCCACGCAGCUCUCCAUGCCGCCCCACAGAGCGCUCCGCGCGGCGCUCGCGCUGCUGCCGCUCCUGCUACUUGGAGCUCGCAGGCUGGACGCCCAGCUGGGAGGAGAGCGCGGUGUGUCGGUCCCUGAACACGGCUUCUGCCAGCCCAUCUCCAUCCCGCUCUGCACCGACAUCGCCUACAACGAGACCAUCAUGCCGAACCUGCUGGGCCACACCAACCAGGAGGACGCGGGGCUGGAGGUGCACCAGUUCUACCCGCUGGUGAAGGUGCAGUGCUCCCCGGAGCUCCGCUUCUUCCUCUGCUCCAUGUACGCGCCGGUGUGCACGGUGCUGGAGCAGGCGCUGCCGCCCUGCCGCUCUCUGUGUGAGCGCGCGCGGCAGGGCUGCGAGGCGCUGAUGAACAAGUUCGGCUUCCAGUGGCCGGACAGCCUGGCCUGCGAGAAGUUCCCGGUCCACGGCGCGGGGGAGCUGUGCGUGGGCCAGAACACGUCGGACCGCGCGGAGCCGGAGGGCCCCGGAGCCUUCCCCACGGAGCGCCCCCCGCAGGAGCCUACGCACGGUCAGUUCCGCUGCCCGGCCUCCCUCACCGUGCCCCCCUACCUGAACUACCGCUUCCUGGGGCAGGAGAACUGCGGCGCCCCCUGCGAGCUGCGCGCGCCUCACGGACUCAUGUACUUCAGCGAGGAGGAGCUGCGCUUCUCCAGGAUCUGGAUCGGGAUCUGGUCCGUCCUGUGCUGCGCCUCCACCCUCUUCACGGUGCUCACCUACCUGGUGGACAUGAAGCGCUUCAGCUACCCGGAGCGGCCCAUCGUCUUCCUGUCCGGCUGCUACACCAUGGUGUCGGUGGCCUACAUGGCCGGCUUCCUGCUGGAGGACCGGCUGGUCUGCAACGCGGGCUUCGAGAAGGAGAUGAGGACGGUGGUCCAGGGCACCAAGAAGGAGGGCUGCACCAUCCUCUUCAUGAUGCUCUACUUCUUCAGCAUGGCCAGCUCCAUCUGGUGGGUCAUCCUGGCCCUCACCUGGUUCCUGGCCGCCGGCAUGAAGUGGGGCCACGAGGCUAUCGAGGCCAACUCGCAGUACUUCCACCUGGCGGCGUGGGCCGUGCCCGCCAUCAAGACCAUCACCGUCCUGGCGGUGGGUCAGGUGGACGGCGACGUGCUGAGCGGCGUCUGCUUCGUGGGCAUCAGCAGCGUGGACGCCCUGCGAGGCUUCGUCCUGGCGCCGCUCUUCGUCUACCUGUUCAUCGGAACCUCCUUCCUCCUGGCCGGGUUCGUGUCCCUCUUCCGGAUCCGGACCAUCAUGAAGCACGACGGCACCAAGACGGAGAAGCUGGAGAAGCUGAUGGUCCGGAUCGGGAUCUUCAGCGUGCUCUACACGGUACCGGCCACCAUCGUCAUCGCCUGCUACUUCUACGAGCAGGCCUUCCGCGGCCAGUGGGAGUGGACGUGGGUCAGCCAGUCCUGUAAGACCUACGCGGUGCCGUGUCCCGUCCAGGACCGGCCCAGCAUGAGCCCGGACUUCACCGUCUUCAUGAUCAAGUAUCUCAUGACGCUCAUAGUGGGCAUCACCUCCGGGUUCUGGAUCUGGUCCGGUAAGACCCUCAACUCAUGGAGGAGGUUCUACAGCCGGCUGGCCCACAGUAAGCAGGGGGAAACCACCGUGUGACCCGGUGACCCGAAUCCUGGACCCACCAGGGAACCUCAGGCUGCUUUAUUCUUCCAAGGUCCUGGAAGAUCCAUAAUUGCUUCUACAAACUAAGGGUUCUGAUCCGGUUCGGAUCCAGCGUUCUUCUACACGGAUCGUUGUGUCUUUGGAUCGAGGAACUCCUGGUGAGGAGAUGGUUCUGGACCAGAAUACUACAGCUCACUGCUGCUCCACUCCUGCUUCUGGACCGGUACCGGAGUAGAACCGCGCCUCAGUCCAUCCUAUAGGGAACCGUUUGGUUGGGAAUUAUUCUGGAUCUUUGAUCGGGUCCAUUUCAUGGAAGAACUGGAUAUUUUGACCAGAACCAUCGGUUUGGAACGGUUCAGGCGGUCUGGGUUCUGAAAUGGUUCUAUUUCCUUUGGAUUUAGGAAAUGUUCUGACCCGGUUCUGGAGUCAGCCCACAAGUGAAUCCGAACUAAAGGAACCAGUUGGACGGGAAGUUUCAGGUUUAUUAACGGGUUUAAAGUCCAAUCAGAAUGGAGAGCCAGAACCAUCGGAAACGGACCCAAAGACAUGAUAGGAAUAACUGAUGAGGCGGUCCAGUGGUUGGUUCUGUAGGGAUGUAGGUCCGUUCCUCGGAACCAGGACCGUCAAACCAGUCUGUUUCUGAUCAGAACCUCUUUCUCAGAGAUAAACCGGACCUCUGAACCCAAAUUAACCCCUUCAGAACCAGCAGAACCAAAACCCAGACUUCUUUGUGGGAGUUUUUGGGUCGGCUGUGAUUUCCUCCUGAACAGAACCGGUCCUCUGGUUUGGUCCCGUGAAGCUUCAAAGGUUCUGAUCCGACGAUGAUUCAGAGGUUCUGAUCCGAGGAUGAUUCAGAGGUUCUGAUCCAUAUGGAGUGUAUUUUGAUUCUUAAUUGUUUAAAGCAAACAAAAAGUUUUGUAACUUAUUUUCUGCUUUUUUUCCCAAAAUUUUCUUUCCAAUUAAAAAAAAAAAAUUUU